Priceomyces carsonii is the source of this 2124-nucleotide messenger RNA. RefSeq lists its product as uncharacterized. The record is from RefSeq and is a predicted model, not a curated record. Lineage: Eukaryota; Fungi; Ascomycota; Pichiomycetes; Serinales; Debaryomycetaceae. The transcript has a single exon. Bases 1 to 2124 code for a protein of 707 amino acids.
AUGUCUCUUUCUCACAAUAGAAAUAAGGAAUUACCUCAAGUACCGAUUGUUUUACGUAACGAUGACCUUGAAGAAAUUAAUAUCGCUGAACACAAAGAAGUUUAUGGUAAUCGUCAAACUCAUCAAGGCUUCAAAACUUUGAAAAGUCAGGAAAGUCACGGAUCAAGCCACGGACGUCAAAAAAAUUCAAGCAAAAAAGUAACCAGGCAGCUUUCUGGAGAUGUUGACAGCUCCCAGUUUGUUAUAAGAAUAGACAAGACACCCUCUAAUUUAACGCCUUCACAAAGGUUGCACUUAAGAAGACUCCAAUUAAGCAAUAGCAUAUCCAAACUAAACACGUCCAUACCGGAAGCACGAGCUGCAGUGACUUUCGACCAAGAAGAUCAAGAGCUAGAUGAAAAUGAAUACCUUUUUAAUGUUCCUAUGUCACAUUUGUUUCAGUACUACGAGCUAGAAGGGUCAGGUAAUAAGAAUGGCACCGAAUCCACUACAAUGGUAUCUACUAGAGCUUCUUCAAUAAUGAGUGAGAAUAACCAUAACAGAUCCGCCUCUGUGAGCAGCUCAGAUUGCGAUGAAAUGAAUGAAGAGGGAACGGCCAGUAAUUUCAAAAAUAAUUUAAAUAUAAAUCCUUUGGGGUUGUCAGCCGACGCUUUCAAAUUAAGCGAAUUGUAUAGCAGAUGUGAGGUAAAUCUUAUUUACGAUGAAGACAGGAAGCAUAAAAAAAUGUUAUCUGAGUUUAAACGAGUGAAUAAAGAAUUGAUCCGUCCUACACUGGAUGCAACAAAAUAUCAGUCAUCUCCAACAGUGAAUCAAUUGUAUCAGGCGAAGUCUGAGAUUAGCCACCGAUCGAUGCCAUCUUUGCCGUUGCUGAGUUCAUCCCUUCAAAAGACUUCAAAUACAGAAAAUUAUCUUUCAUUCACAAGACCUAUAUGGUUACCACCAAAAUCUUCCCGUGAUAAAGUGAGGCACCAAAGGGAAACUGAAAAUAUGUUGCAUCGCGCCUUAGCCCAAGAAUCGAAAUCAAGAGCUUCCAAGGUACGAAAAGUGGAGCAAAUUAGUCGAGCAAAAGAGAAGGAUAUUAAGAAGUGGAGACAAUUGGUCGAGGCGGAAUUCGAAGGUACAAGGGAGGAUGAACACAGUAUUGAGAAAAUGUGUAGCAGAGGUAUACCUGAAGAGUGCAGAGCCUCAGUCUGGUGGCUCAAAAUUGGAAAUGUUUUACGACUUGAUGGAAACGAUUGUGAAAACUAUUUUGCACAGUCUGAUGAAAUUAUUAAAGACCUUCAGAAGACGUAUAGCACAGAACACUAUUUUCCGCUAAAGAGACUUGAUGGAGAACCUAGUCCGAACAAAAAGAUGACUCCUGACUCGCAAUGUUUUCUACAUUUGGGAAAGCUUUACAAUUCCAUACGGAACGACACCUUAAAUGUUUUUCCAGAUUUGAAUUUCUACCGGAGAAAUGAUGUAUCAUUGAGAUUGUCGAAAACCGUUUUGAGUUUUUUAAUCUAUAUGGGUGGAAGACAGACGAAAGAAGCACGAUGCAUCCAACCUGAGGACUUAUAUUUUGAGGGCUUGAUUAAUAUCGCAGCCUUGUUAUAUUAUCAUUACAGAAGCACAAGUAUGACUUUUAUAAGUCUCUGCAACUUAUUUGACCACAGGCAUCUUCCAGGAUUUCUUUUACUACUGAGUAGUAAUUCAGAAACCACUGGACCUAAUAAUAAACUACUAGAAGAGUUUUAUGAGCAAUUCAAUCGUCUCUUCCGAGCAAAUCUUAAUCGCCUUUUUACUCAUUUUAGGGUUGUUGGCAUAUCACCUCAAGAAUACAUUCCCCAGAUUUUCAUGAAUUUUUUUUCGUCUUUGCUUAAUUUUGAUAUGAGUUGUCACGUUUUAGAUCUCUAUAUCUUUGAAGGAGAUCUGUUUUUGACAAAAUGCUUGCUAGGAAUUUUUAAACAAAUUUCACAUAAGCUAUUUGGUUGUAAAGAAGAGAUCUUGAAGAUCAUCUCGGGCAAAGCUGAGCACAUAUCAGAUUAUAGACUGAGUUUACAUAUUAAUCAGAACUUUCAGAAACAUCUUACUGUCGGUUACGAGCAUGAACUUAUUGAAAGUAUCAAGAAGAUACAGAUGUAA